AUGAUCGAUAAGUUCAAUUCAGACUAUAUUGCGACAUACUUCAUUAAUUUAACUAAAAUUAUUUUUAAAAGUCGUGUUACAUUUACUUAAAAAAAGACUAUAGUUGAGCUCAGAGUGAUACAUCUGUCUUUAAACACAUCUUUGUCACGUUCCAAAACUGCUGUACGUCCCUCAAAAAUCAGCCAAUCGCGUUCGCCCUCGUGAGGAAGUGGCGGAGUGCGCAUGUCGGGUCAGCUGAAGGUUUGAAAACACGUCCAGAAGCCUCGCUGCCCGAGUCCGGCGUGGAUUUUUGGGGCGGCGGCAUGAACAGCGUCGGGGAGGCAUGCACCGAGCUGAAGCGGGAGUACGACCAGUGCUUCAACCGCUGGUUCGCCGAGAAGUUCCUGAAGGGCGACCGGAGCGGCGACCCGUGCACGGAGACCUUCCGCCGGUACCAGCGCUGCGUGCAGAAGGCCAUCAAGGAGAAGGACAUCCCGGUGGACGGCGUGGAGUUCAUGGGCCCCAACAAGGACAAGCCUGAGAGCUGAUGGAGGGAGGGCCUCACCGGGAACGAACGGGACUCCCCCUCCACCACCACCAGGGGCCGCGAGCACGCGCAGGCAUGGGCCGUGAGAAGUGACGUCACAGAGCCGGCCUCUUCUCUGCAGCCGGCUUGUUGGGGCAAACGUCUGCCCCUCUGAGUGGCUUCUUUCAAACUGUCGGCAACUUUUUGAGGCGAUCAAAGUUCUGAUCCGGAUCCUGGAUGGACCAGACCCGCAGAGACAUGGAUCCCGCCCUUCCAGCUGCUGUCAAUGCUCCUGCUUUUUUCUGUUGGUGUUUCAUAAACGCAGAAGAACAGAUAUGAAA
This is a messenger RNA of Oryzias melastigma (Indian medaka), 846 nucleotides long. It is a transcript of the gene triap1, whose product is annotated as TP53 regulated inhibitor of apoptosis 1. The transcript has a single exon. The coding region runs from base 303 to 527 and encodes 74 amino acids. The record is from RefSeq and is a predicted model, not a curated record. NCBI's taxonomy places the organism in Eukaryota, Metazoa, Chordata, Actinopteri, Beloniformes, Adrianichthyidae.